AUGGAUUGGCCUGGUUUCUAUGGGGGUUCCAAACAGGCUCCACCAGCAACUCUUCCCAAUCCUUCAUUCCUAUUUUUGUCUACUGUCAAUACUGCAUUCGAUAAUCCUAUUGUCCUGCCCUUGGUCCUUUCACACUCACUCAAUACAUGCAGAGCUUGA
Echinococcus granulosus is the source of this 159-nucleotide messenger RNA. RefSeq lists its product as hypothetical. The transcript has 2 exons. The record is from RefSeq and is a predicted model, not a curated record. NCBI's taxonomy places the organism in Eukaryota, Metazoa, Platyhelminthes, Cestoda, Cyclophyllidea, Taeniidae. The coding region runs from base 1 to 159 and encodes 52 amino acids.